Dinoponera quadriceps is the source of this 1087-nucleotide messenger RNA. RefSeq lists its product as uncharacterized. Lineage: Eukaryota; Metazoa; Arthropoda; Insecta; Hymenoptera; Formicidae. The coding region runs from base 163 to 1080 and encodes 305 amino acids. The transcript has 4 exons. The record is from RefSeq and is a predicted model, not a curated record.
GCGGCACAAUGAAGUCAAGAAAUCGCUCCGUAUUUUCUGCGUUUCCCGCUUCCCGAAGAUGAGUUUCGCAUUCAAGUCGUCGCCUGUAGUGUCGAAAGGCUUAAAAUCAAGGGAAACGCAUCGGGAGUGAAACAAUCGACGGCACAGUACUCCCGUGAUAAAAUGGCAUCCAUGCCUCUGAAAGGCACCCGCAAGACCUACAGCUUCGAGGAACGAAGGCUCCUUAUAUCACUAAUAAAUAAAUACGAGAUCAUCGAGAGCAGGAAAUCGGAUUCGUUCUUCGUAUGCAAACGGGGAUCGGCCUGGUCGCUGAUUGCCGAGGAGUACAACUCGUUGGUCGGGCCUCAAGCUGCACGUUCCGCGGUGCAACUCAGACGUUGCUGGGAGAACAUGAAGGCUUGCAAGCGCAAUCGCGAGGAGAAGAGAAUCCGUACGAAAGCGGUUUGUCAAUCGACGAAAGAUGAGACUCGUGGAAAGAGCCAGUGCUGGGAAGUUGCGACUUGCGGGCAGAAUACAUCGGAAGCACCAACGUCUACCGGAACCGUCGGAUUGCCACCGAAUGUGUUAUUCGAACCAACGGAUUCCGAGCCGUUCACGUUGCAAAGCGUUUGCACCGCAAGACUUCAAAAGCCGAGCUGUUCCAAGGACGCAGAUAGUUGCCGGGACUCGAACUACGGCGAUACAUUCAAGCGGAUGACCGCUGAUGGGAACAAAUGUGACACUUUUGCCGCAUCUUACGACCCGAUGGUUAAUUAUCAGGAGAGAUCGGUAAAAACAAACGCCGACUCGCUUACAAUCAACCAAUCGGUGGAAAACGUCCUCGAGAAAGAUCACGUAAAUUUAGGGCCGAACAUCUUGACGUCGCCUUCCGUCAUGCAGCAGUAUAAUCGCAAGAGAAAAUCUGCGCAACGAGAGGAGGAGUUGCAUAUGCUUGCGCUCUCAGAAGCGCAGAUGAAGGUCGACAUCGCCGCAAUGCUGAAGGAGGAGGCGAGGAUCAAGUUGGAGGAGGCUCACUAUCGCAAGGAGGAGGCACGGCUCAGGAUGCUGCUCUUUACUUACAAGCUAGACAGAGUCAAGUAGGACUGAC